Phalaenopsis equestris is the source of this 743-nucleotide messenger RNA. Its product is annotated as NADH-ubiquinone oxidoreductase 20.9 kDa subunit. The transcript is spliced from 2 exons. NCBI's taxonomy places the organism in Eukaryota, Viridiplantae, Streptophyta, Magnoliopsida, Asparagales, Orchidaceae. The coding region runs from base 146 to 448 and encodes 100 amino acids. The record is from RefSeq and is a predicted model, not a curated record.
UUUUUUUUUUGAAAGGCCGAAGUUUGGACUCCGGUCGCAAGAUUUUUUCCGUUGAUAGCGGCCGAAGUUGGCGUCUGCGCGGCAGAUCAUCACUGUGCGGAAGAGAAUCACCGGCGGCGGAGCAAAGGAAGACGGAGAGAACGAAAUGAACACUGAUAUUACUGCAUCUGCUAAGCCGGAGUAUCCGGUGAUUGAUCGAAACCCUCCCUUCACCAAGACAGUUGCCAAUUUCAGCGCCCUUGAUUACCUUCGCUUAUCAACCAUCACUGGUGUUUCCGUCACCGUCGGCUACCUCUCUGGGAUCAAGCCCAACAUCCGGGGUCCGUCGAUGGUUACCGGCGGUCUUAUCGGGCUUAUGGGCGGCUUCAUGUACGCCUACCAGAAUUCUGCUGGUCGUCUUAUGGGCUUCUUCCCUAACGAGCGAGAGGUUGCUCGUUUCAAGAAGUAGAACAAAUUGACGCUUGUCAUUCCUCUUUAUCUUUUGCUUUAGCGCGCUUGAAGAGGAAUAAGGAUUGAUCAGGCUGCUCUUGCCUUCCAUGUGCUGAGAUUUGAGUAUGAAUUUCUCUCUGGUUGUAGAAGCAGGAGUAAUUUUGAAAUUGGUGCUUUUUUUUUUUAGCUUUUAAUAUCCUAUUCUGUUCUUCUUGAAGGAUCGCGUCUUUUGUGUAUUAAACCUGCUUCCUUAUUCUGAUACUUAUUGCAUAUCAUUCAGAAAUUAUUAUUAUUAUUAUUAUUUUUUCUGGUAA